AUGGAUUUGGUGAAAUCAUUUGAAUUAGCUCUUAAACAAAAUGAUAUUCUAUCUAAAGUGUUACCUAUAUUGAAAUUUAUCAAUCAAACUAUCCCUUUUCCAAAAAAGCAUUGUUUAAUAAAUGAACCUAAAAUAAUUAAAUUUUUACUCUAAUUACAUUCUCAUUUACCAGAUACAAUAGAUAUGAUAUUAAUUUCAUUACUAAAUAUAUUUAAACAUUCUAAAGAAUGGAUUGAUGGUUGUUUUAAAUCAAUAGAAGAAUAUGCCUAACUUCCUAAUUAGGGAAAUGGAAAAUAUUUCGUUUUAGAAUUUUUAGAAACUGUUUUAACUGAAAUCUCAGAAUUAGAGUAAUCAAUUAAAUAUUUAAUAUUAGUUUUGACAUUGAUGAUAAAUGUUAUGCUUUUAUUAUAUUGCUUCAACAUGCAGAAGAUGAGAAAUUAGUAAGAGCUAUAAUGAAAAAAGUAGGAUAAAUCUAGUAAUAGUUAGGUAGUAAAUUAAAAUCUGCAAAUUAACUUAAUUAAUUAAUAGAAGAAAGUAAAAAAUAAAUUUGAUUAAAGAAUAGCUGUAUUAAAGUUAUAUCAAGAAGAGGUUUAAAAGAAUACAGAUGAAUAUCAUUAUUAAAAUGUUGCUAUUGAAUUAUAAGAGAAAGAAAAUAAAGCAAGAAAAGGUUCAAAACCAAAAAUGUCAUUAAUGGCUAUGAAUAUCUUAUAAACUUAAUCUUAACCUUCAAAGGUUGCUUCAAAGUAAAAGAUUAAUAAUGAUUAUUUAAAUAAUAGCAAUUCUUAAGAUUCAAUCUAAGGUAAUGAAGUAAAUUUGGAUGAUAUUUUAAUUUAAAAUAAACCUAGAAUAGAUUCUGAUUAAAGUGAAUAUUUAGCUGAUAUUGAUACAUUAUAAAAUCUAUUUGCAUAUAUUACUAAUCCAGUAGCAACAGAACCUGGAUUGAUAUUUGCAACAGAUGCUUUAGCUAAUGACAUCCAAUAAUACUGUGAAGAUUAUCAUUAUAAAUUACAUGUUAUUAAACCAGAUAAAUUAACAACAUUAAGAUCAUAUAAAGCUAUGCUAUUUUUAACUGAUUAUCAUAAUCAUUAAUUGAUUAUGCAAAUUAAUCAACAUACUAUGCAAAUUGCUUGUAAUUAAUUUAAUCUAUUUUAGUUCGAAGUAUUUCUGGAUUCUUUUAAAAUUCUUAAUCAAGUGGUAAUUUGAAUCAUAUUAUUUGCUUACUACAAUUUUACUUAAAAUUUGAAUUGAAGGAAACUAUUUAUAAUUUUCUCUACUUUUAAUUUCAUCAUCAUUUUUUAGAUUAUCUUUGUAUGAUUAAUUAUUUAUUUAAUUAGAUAAUCCUCAUUAUGUAGAUUUCCUGAUGAGAUUUUUGGAUCCAAAUUAUUCCAAAAUUCCAUAAGAAUUAAGGAAUUAUAUUUGGUAAUUCUUAAAUCGUUAAGGUUUUAUGACACUUUUAGUUAGUAAAAUAUCUAAUAAAGAGAAAGAAGGUAUCUAUCAUAAUAGAAAAGAUAUAACAAAAGAAGCAUAUUAAUUUUUAAAAAAUAUUAAUGAUUAUAAAUUACAAAUAAUACAAGAUGAUGAUUAAGCUGCUAUAACUUAUUCUAUUAGCAGUAAUAUUGAUUAAUAUUUGGGUCCUUUAAUUCCAGGCAAAACUUUAAUUUAAAAUAAAUAACUUUUAGAGAGAAAAAUGCUAUUAAGUUAACAUUUAAGAAAAGGCUCUGACUUAUUAAAUUUAUAAAGAUAAAUAAAUAAAGUUAUAAUUCAAGAAAAUAUUGAUUUAUCUGAGUUGAAUUAGUAAGGCAAAGAUAUUGAUAGAUUAUAAGAUGUGGUUCAAUUUUAUAAGGAAAUUAGUACUCCUGCUGAUACUCCUACAUUAUUAAAUACUUAUAAAUAAGUAUAAUAGGGAGUGAAACAUAUUGAAUUUGAAUAGAGAUCAUAAAGAUCCUAAGUCACAGAACCUCCUUUAAAUAUUAUCUAAUUACAAAAUUCUAUUAAACUUCCGUCUUUAAACAUUUAACCUACAACUAUUAUAACAGAUUUAACAACAUCAAAAAGAAAACAAAAAUCUAUGACAUUCUCUGAAUACAAUCUUGCUUAAAUCAUUGGUAAGAGAUCUGAUUAACCUUAAUAUAUGAGUCUAAUUGGAGUCAAUGGUAAUUAUUAUUAUUAUAAUCGAAUUUAGAUAAUAGUUAAACACUCAGAUAAAUUAAUCUUAUGUAAACACCUAUUUCUUAGGCUAAAUUAUUUCUUUAUUAUCCUAAUUAAGAUAAUAGUGUUAUUGAUACAAUAAUGAAAGAAGAAUAUUAGAAAUAUGAAACAUUUAAUGAUGAAACAACAUCAUUAAGAAAUAGUAAUCUAUUAAAAACAAUUAUUUAAUCAAUGCAAAACUUUCAAUUUCAUUAUGCCUUUGAUGAACUCAUAGAUGAUUAAUAUUUUUUGCUUGAAAAAUUAUUAAAUCAUUAUUCUCUUACUUAAACAGCCUUGUUUUAAAUUUCAUAAGAAGAUAACAGUUCUAAUAAUUGUAUGAUUAUUCUUAAUGAUUUGUUAUACAGAAUUAAUAAAAAACCUAUGAAUGAAAAAUUAACCAAAAUUUAUUUAACUUAUUUACCUAGAAUUUGUAGAAAUUUAACCAACUUGCAUAAAAUAUAAAAUGAAAAUAUUAAGAAAUUAGAAUUAUUUUCGCUUUAAAAUUAAAUUGGAAGUGUAAGAAUAUUUAGCACAAAAAUAAUUGAUUUAAUUUUAUAAAACUUUAAAUAAAGGAAUCAUAGAAUUUUUUUAAAGAUAAAUGAUACUUCUACAUUUAAUUUAAAUGAAUAAUUUCAUUAAUUACUUAAUCCUUUUUAUUAAUAAAUAUUUUAUUCUAUUAUGAAAUAGUUAUGUUUAUAUGCUUAAGAAAAAUAAGUUUAAGCUAUUUUAUUUAAAGCAAAUCUAUUAGAAGGAAUCAGUUAGGCAUUUCAUAAAAAUGUUAUAAAUAAAGUAAUAGUAAAGCAAGGUAAUGUAGAAAUAUUCUUAAUUCAUCUUGCUUUACUUAGUUAAUUAAUUAUUUUAGUUUAUGAAUUAAGAGAGGAUUUAUAAACUUAUAGAACUUCUUUAUAAAGAUUGCAAUGUUUUUAAAAUUUAAAAGAAGUAUUAGAAAUGUUUAAAAACAAUAAAUUAAUUCAAUAAUAAGCCUUAGAUAUCUAAAAAUAACUUUAAAAGAAAAAAUGA
Molecule: messenger RNA, 3207 nt
Organism: Paramecium sonneborni
Lineage: Eukaryota; Ciliophora; Oligohymenophorea; Peniculida; Parameciidae
Source: the annotation of a GenBank genome assembly